UCUUUUCGUGAUGUGGACUCUGUGGCGAACAGUACUCUUGGCUGCAGCGUGCGCCUUGAUGAUCUUGCAAUCUUUAGGCGCUCAAGCGGUCAGAUUUGAUGAUUUGGCAACUCAGCGGAGGUCCGAAGACCAAAGGGAAUCUAGUGCUCAAAUAAGCUCCGAUGUGCUUCCGAUCAGCGCGACCGCAAUCAACCGAGCCAAAAAUCUUCUUCAGCUUUUAGCGUCGGAAUCAAAUGUUACCCCGUGGCGCAGUACUUCUUGGGGGUUUUCGCUUCCACCUUCGCCAGCUGUGAUGGCGCGUCUUGUCUCUACGUCUGAAGACGGACUUCGCAUGAUGGCGCGGCGAUCGGGUCGUUUUCUGCGGGGUGUGAAAGCCAGCGGCGAUGACGUUACCAGCGGGGAUAUUAUCGACGUCGGCGGAGAUACCAAAGUCGCCAUUGGAUCAAAAGGAUGCUUCUUCAAAGUAUGUUCGUUCGGGACGCACAAUCUUCAGAAGUGAUCCUUUUCUACUUGCUUGAAAAAUCGGCUAUAUAUUUCGGAAUUUCUUCUGGUGCCGCGACAGCGCGAGCGGCUUGCUGCUCUUCCCGAGUCAACUGCCGUUGGCCAAAACCAACUUUUAACGAGAUCAGAUCUCACACUUAUUCAACCUUCAACUCGUUCUGACAUGCUUUCUGGGGAUUUCACCCGUCAC
Molecule: messenger RNA, 691 nt
Organism: Varroa destructor (honeybee mite)
Lineage: Eukaryota; Metazoa; Arthropoda; Arachnida; Mesostigmata; Varroidae
Source: RefSeq, a predicted model, not a curated record